AUCUCUAUAGCGACACCACCCAGCAAACUCGUGCAACAGCGCAUUGCAUCCUCAAGUCACCCUUUCCUACCGCGCCACCACCCCGCGAGGUUAUCGCGGACAUGGAGCUCAAGAAGCGCCUCAACUUUGGCAGCUUGAUGCGCCACCGGUCCUCCCAAGACGUACACGUCGACCCGAAUGCAGACACACCAGAGAGCAAUGCGGCGCGCGGAGUGCGACUCUUCUGCGAGUCGGCCGCUGCGAACUCGGGCGAAGAGGUGCUGCAUCUCCCCACCAUCGUCGAGUCGGCCGUCGCAAGUCCAACCGCUGCAGCCGCCGCCGCCCAGCAGAUCCGCAAGUUCCUCUCCAAGGAGAACUACGGUCAGCCACACGUCCAGUACAAUGCCGUCAUGCUCAUCCGGAUACUGGCCGACAACCCGGGCCAGUCUUUCACCAAGAACAUGGACAAGCAGUUCGCGGAUACGGUGAAGCAUCUGCUGCGGAACGGACAAGACCCGAGCGUUUCGCAGAUACUGAGAGAGAGUCUCGACUCCAUGGAGCGCGAAAAGGCAUACGACACAAAUCUCAACACCAUAUUCGCCAUGUGGAGGAAGGAAAAGGGCCUCAUGGCGAACGCGGCGAAGCAGCUGGGACCCCGGAAACUGAAUGCGCCGGCAUGGAACGGCCAGUCGGUUCAGGGUGGCUUCUCAGAGGAUGGACACAGACACAGAUCACGCUCAAAGGGGCUUCCGCCGCCAAUCGAGCUCGCUGGACGCAUCGAGGAGGCGCGGACAUCUGCGAAGUUGCUCCUUCAGCUGGUGCAGUCCACCCCAGCGCACGAGCUGAUUGGCAACGAACUUGUGAAGGAGUUUGCGGAGCGCUGUACAGCGGCCCAGCGUAGUGUGCAGGGCUACAUUGCAUGCGACAACCCCGCGCCGGACGACGACACCAUGCUCACGCUCAUUGAGACGAAUGAGCAACUAUCCCUGGCUGCCUCGAAGCACCAGCGCGCAGUCCUCCAAGCUCGCCGACUUCAGAGUCCGUCCCCGGUGACGACGCCGCCCAUUUCCCAGGUCAACAGCAACAAUCUACCACCUCACAAUGGAGCGCCAAGUCUGCCACCGGUCAACGCGCCAACAGAUAUGAGCUACGGACAGCCUCCAGCUUCCACAUACUCUCCACCCCCCGGUGCCCCUCACGGUUAUGCGCCACCCCCAGCGCAGUCCUCAAAUCCUGCCAGCUACAAGAACGAUGAGCUGUCUUUACCACCUACCCUGCAAGCAGGCGGAUCAAGACAAGGGCCAACCUCGACAUCUGCUCCUGCCGACGACAAUCCCUUUGGAGACCACCACACAUCAACGUUCACUCCACCCACCAACCCCAGAGCAGAGGGCUACGGUGGUUCACCAGACUCCUACCACCCCGGGUUCCAGUCGACACCGUCAUAUCUCGGAAGACAGGACAGCUCAGCCAACAACCUGACCAUGCACGGCGCAGCGCCCCAGAUCAAGGAGGAAGAUGAGAGCCCAUAUGACAUGCGACAGCCAAAAACACCUGAACUCAAUGUCCCGCAGCAACAGACGCAACACGAUGUGUCGCCAAUUGCCGAGCGCAAUACCGUCACAUACCGUUACUGA
Messenger RNA from Parastagonospora nodorum SN15, 1616 nucleotides. RefSeq lists its product as hypothetical. Gene Ontology annotation, biological process: actin cortical patch localization; endocytosis; actin filament organization. The transcript has 4 exons. Lineage: Eukaryota; Fungi; Ascomycota; Dothideomycetes; Pleosporales; Phaeosphaeriaceae. The coding region runs from base 102 to 1616 and encodes 504 amino acids. Gene Ontology annotation, molecular function: phosphatidylinositol binding; ubiquitin binding. Gene Ontology annotation, cellular component: actin cortical patch. The record is from RefSeq and is a predicted model, not a curated record.